GGAUCCAAACGAAUACCUACUAUCGGAUAGUGUCAGCGAUCGCCUGGAGCAUCCAUGUCUCAAGACAGAUGGGCCCACAAGGACAUUUAUCUACGCAAUUAGAAACAACGGACAUCCUACAUCUUUCCCAUUCAUUUUCUUUGGAUGUCUGUUCUGUACUAUUAAUGGCUACCUUCAGGGAUACACCAUGAUCCACUGCACUCACUAUGAUGACAACUGGGUCACUGACUUCAGGUUUAUCUCAGGUGUUGUUCUAUACUUUGUGGGAUUAUCCAUUAACAUUUACAGUGACAACAUACUGCUGAGCCUAAGGAAACCUAAUGACAGGGAAUAUUAUAUUCCUAAAGGUGGACUAUUUGAAUAUAUCACAGCAGCAAAUUACUUUGGUGAAAUUGUUGAGUGGUUUGGCUAUGCCAUUGCAACUUCUACUUUGCCAGCUUUUGUUUUUGCCAUUGUCACUGCCUCUUAUUUGGGUCAUCGUGCAUACAAUCAUCACAGAUACUAUCUGGAAAAGUUUGAUGACUACCCAAAAUCAAGGAAAGCUCUGAUUCCACUCAUAUUUUGACGUAUAUACAUCUGAAAAUUACUGGAUCAAAUGCAAGAUACCAUCUUAAAAUCAAACCUGCCAUAUUGAAAAUCAAAAAUAAUGAUACAUGGAAUAUUUGACUUGUUUUUAAUACAUAUGAAAAGAAAUGUUGCUGACUUGGUUUUCUUGAAGAUUUACUUUCCAAAGUAUAGAAUUUGAAAACUGAAAGUUAGAUUCAGCAUCUGCAAUAUCUCUGUAAUCAGAGCGACAGGGAAUGAAAUGAAAGGAAUUUGACUUCACUUUUACAGCACUGCCAAUUGUGGCACUUGGUAGCUAGUUUGGUGCAAUAAUCCUGGAUACCCUCUCCCUGUUGAGAGCAGUGGCUGCUUCAAGAUGUUUCUCUCAUGGUGUCUCAAUGAAAUGGUUACUCACAGCCAGAAUUUUAAACAGAUCAAAAUUUAAAAUGGUGACUCUACCUAAAUUGGUAAAUCCUCUUCUAUAUUAGGUAUUGAGUUAGCCUAGAGUUGAGAGUGUGGUGCUAGAAAAGCACAGCAGGUCAGGCAGCAUUCAAGGAGCAGGAGAGUUGACCUUUUGAGCAAAAGCCCUUCAUCAUUGAGUUAGCCUAGGCCUAGGGCACAGACCUUUAGAUUGUGUAUUUUAGUCAAGGUCAUAGAGUCAUAGAGAUUUACAGCACAGAAACAGACCCUAUGGUCCAACUAAUACAUGCCAACCAAAUA
Molecule: messenger RNA, 1263 nt
Organism: Chiloscyllium plagiosum (whitespotted bambooshark)
Lineage: Eukaryota; Metazoa; Chordata; Chondrichthyes; Orectolobiformes; Hemiscylliidae
Source: RefSeq, a predicted model, not a curated record